Puccinia triticina is the source of this 2040-nucleotide messenger RNA. RefSeq lists its product as uncharacterized. The record is from RefSeq and is a predicted model, not a curated record. The coding region runs from base 1 to 2040 and encodes 679 amino acids. The transcript is spliced from 8 exons. NCBI's taxonomy places the organism in Eukaryota, Fungi, Basidiomycota, Pucciniomycetes, Pucciniales, Pucciniaceae.
AUGCCCGAAAGCCUGGCUCCGUAUAGAAGAUUGUCCCAUUCCCCCAGCUUGGAUAGGGAUGAUGAACCUGUACCUCAUUACGAGGCAGUCUACCAGAAUCCUUCACAGGUGAAAUCAUCACAAACUCCCGAGGAUUUAAAGAUACUAGCUGAAAAUACAGUCAACAUCGUGAAUUCAUUUCGCACGGAGUGGAUCAAAAGCCUUCCUCCUGAGAAGCGAAAGGAUUCAGCGCUGUUGGGGGAAAUUGACCAAGUCCAAAGAAAAUUAAAACCUAUCCUCACAAUGUCCAAAUCAAAAUUCCAAGCUGAAAAACAGCUCAAAGGUAUUACAGGUGGAUGGAAAUUAUUCCAAAACAAAUUAGAUCAGGGUCUGCACGAUGCUGUGCAAUUACACGUCAAGGAGGAAACAAAUAAAGCCGUACGGUUGAAACUUGAAAAUCAUUUUCGGGUCAGAAAGGGAUUGCGAUUCAGAAGACACUUGGUUAAAAAGUUAACCUCAGUUCCUCAAAGCUCUGAUGAAGAAUUUCAGUUUAUCUCUGAGCAGCUGAUUAAAGAUUCACCCUUACGGUCCGAGAGAAAGACUGAUCUAGAAUGGCUGAAAGAAACUCACACCAGCAUCGCAAAAAGGUUCAAAUUUGCUCAAGAAAAGAUAUUGGACUUCAAGCUGCAAUUUCAUUUGGCCCAGAUAGUGAAACAGUUGGAACAGAGUAUAAGGGAUGACGCCCAUGCCGAGCUAACCCACAUGUUGGAGAGUCUUACUAAGAAUACAGAAGUCAUGGAAAAUGCUUACCGAGUCAAAGUUGACGAUCUCAUUCACUCAGAACACAAAGACUUUCAAGUUCAGCUGUUCAAAGCCUACUUUGGCAUCGAGAAAUCUGCGCAGGAGAUCUACAACACAUUAAAAGAAUUGACUCGCAAGUGGCAGGUCAAUUUUACUACUUUUCGGAAAAAAUUUCAACAUAGACUUCCCCGUGAUGAAUACAAUGGCUUGCUAAAAGCGGCAUCCGUAUCAAAAGAAGAAUACACACAUUUAUUGGAAUACAUCAAGGAGCAACGAGGGAUUAACCUCUUCAAGAAGUUGAAAGAAAAGCACUUGCCAAUUGAUAAAGACUCUAUUAAACAUUUCUUGGUUCGAUUAAAAGAGAACAAAAUUCUUAAUGAUAAGCGUUUUCUGGAAUUGCAUGCGAGGGUCAUUACAUCAAGCGAGGAUCCUCUCGCAUUCAUGGAAAGCCUAGAACAAGAGCUAAAAGCACCAAUCAAAGUAUACGAUGAGUUGGAGGCAGAAUCUAUCCCAAUCAUGAUGUCAUCGUUGACCCACACCUCAAUUCAAAAAUUCUUGGACGAGUUGACAGAUGCCGAGAAGUCAAAACGAGCAGCUGAAGGGAUACUUACACAAGAGGAGCGCAAUUACUUUUAUCCAUAUUGGGAAGCCGAUCCAGUUAAAAGUUUUAGAGAUAAAAUGGAUAUAAUUAAUCUUCCAAAACUUUUUGAAGAACGGCUGCGCUUUCGAGCUCAUAAACAAUUUGCAGCUAUAUUGGAAGACAAAUCAAAAGAUAAAUCAUUUAGAUCUUUAACCUUAUCACACUAUCUGGAAGAUGUUAUUGCUGAACACAAGGAAGACCUGGAGUAUGAAUUGAGGCAAGGAAACUAUGCAAGUUUUUUGGAAAAACUACAAUCAAAAUCAAUCAAAACCACAGCAAGAGAUCAUGCUACAGAUGAACUUUGGGCUUCAAAAUUUUGGAAUGUUUAUUUCACAAAAGAAUUGCCAGCUAGGACUAGCAUACUGAAUGAGCUUAGGAUAAAGAAGGAACAAAGGCAACCCAUAGAGGAAAAGUUGGAACAUCCAGAAAAGUUGAGGAAUAAAGUUCUGGAUGGGUUCUUUCCCAAGCAGAAGAAUCCAGAAUCAGAGAACUUUGGGGUCCCAUGGAUGGUCGAUGAUGUUCCAGUACAUCCUAAAAUGAAAAUAGAGAUGGAGAAGAUGAUUGAUAAGAAGCAAUUCAUCUUGAUGCACAAGCCUCUGAAGCUGGAUGACAACAGCUGA